CCACCUCCAAAUAUGGAAUAUGCUGCUGUGGUGCUUCACUUAUCGUUGCAAUUCAAUCUGUCAAAAAAGGAGCUGCACAAGAAGGCAUGACCAUAAGAGAUUAUAUUUGGCGUGGUCAUGAUCCUACUUCUGUUGCUGUUAUGACCGAGGACGGCGCUGCAGUGGCAGGUUUGGCAAUUGCUGCGGCUUCUCUGGUUGCUGUUAAGAUGACAGGAAAUGCUAUUUAUGAUCCUAUAGGAUCUAUUGUUGUUGGAAACUUACUUGGAAUGGUGGCUAUAUUUCUCAUUCAACGGAACCGGCAUGCCUUGAUUGGAAGAGCAAUGGAUGAUCAAGACAUGCGUAAAAUUCUUCACUUCUUAAAGAACGACUCGGUUGUAGAUGCUCUAUAUGAUUGCAAAAGUGAAGUGAUUGGUCCUGGAUCCUUCAGAUUUAAAGCUGAAAUAG
Eruca vesicaria subsp. sativa (arugula) is the source of this 444-nucleotide messenger RNA. The record is from the annotation of a GenBank genome assembly. Lineage: Eukaryota; Viridiplantae; Streptophyta; Magnoliopsida; Brassicales; Brassicaceae.